CAGAGGGGUGGAGUAUUUACAUGGAAACAGAACUCAGUAGAACAAGUAUCCAGACUUUUAUUAUGUGUUCUACAUUGAAAGUGAUGGAACCUAAAAAUUCUUCUAGACAACAACCAACAGUGUCUUUCUUCACUCUACCACAACUGUUUUUUAUAAUUGUCUUCAUUGCAAUAGGGAUUCAGAUCUUAAGCCAACCAAAAGAUGAUAUAGAAGAAGAACUUCCCGAAGAAGAACUCAGAAUUCUUUUGGUUGGAAAAACAGGGGUGGGAAAAAGUGCAACAGGCAACACCAUCUUGGGAAAAAUCUUUUUCAAAUCAGAGAUAUCGUCCUCACCUGUGACUGGACAAUGUGAAAAAGGUCAUGCCAUAGUUAAUGGAAGAAAAGUAUCUGUCAUCGAUUCUCCAGGUCUGUUUGACACUAGCUUGAGUGAAGAUGAGGUGAUCAACAGAGUUAAACUCUGUAUUCCUCUCUAUGCUCCUGGUCCACAUGUGUUCCUAUUUGUGAUUCAGUUGGGCAAAUUCACAGAAGAAGAUGCAAGAGCUGUUAAAAUUAUCCAAACAAUUUUUGGUGAAGAAGCCUCCACAUAUGCCAUGGCUUUGUUUACUUAUGGAGAUCAACUGAAGGGCAAAAGCAUUCACAAAUUUGUUCACGACAGCCCAGGACUGGUUAGUUUCAUCAACACCUUUAGGGGGCAAUAUCAUGUGUUCAAUAAUGUAGAUAAGAAUCCAGAUCAGGUCAUUCAGUUACUGGACCAGGUUGAUAAAUUGGUGGCUGUAAACGGUGGGCAGCAUUACACCAGUGAGGUUCUUGAGAGGACAGAGACACCAAUUGAGGUGGAGAAACAACGUAUCCUGGAAGAGACAAAAGAGGAGAGACUUAAAGAGAUAGAAACACUGAAGGCUCAAGUUAAAGCUGAGGUUUUUGAAGAAGAAAAAAACAAACUAAUCAAAAAAUUUGAGGAUCAUGCCAGACAUGAAGCUGAGAAAAGACUCAAGCUAAAGACAAAUAUGAGGAAGCUUGAGACCAACACAUCAUUCAAUGAUGGUCCGGAGACGAGUCAAACUGGUAAAGAAAAGGAGCUCCGCAUUGUCCUGCUAGGAAAGACUGGAACUGGAAAAAGUGCAACAGGAAACACCAUCCUGGGAGAAAAUGUCUUCGAAUCAAAUUUCUUGGCUUCCUCUGUUUCCAAAAAAAGUGCAAAAAAAUUCAAAGUUAUUAAUGGAAGUAAAAUUUCAAUUAUUGACACUCCUGGUCUUUUUGACACAAGCAUGCCUGUAGAACAGGUAGAAAAAGAAGUUAAGUUGUGUAUAUCCCUCUCUGCUCCAGGUCCACACGCCUUUCUAGUUGUUAUCAAAAUAGAAAGAUUUACAGAAGAGAAUAAUAAAACUAUAGAAUUAAUUGAGCAAAUAUUUGGCGAGGAUGCUAUAUAUUAUUCUAUAAUACUGUUCACACAUGGAAAUCAACUUAAAGGGCAGGACAUAAACACAUUUAUCCGCAGUGACCCAAAACUACGAAAAUUUGUCAAUAGAUGUGGGGGUCGCUAUUCUGUAAUUGACAAUGAAAAGAAUGAUUCAGUACAGGUUAUGAAUCUGCUAGACAGCAUAGAUUUAAUGGUACAAAAUAAUGGUAGAGAAUUCUACACAAAUGAGCAUCUUCAAGAAGCAGAGAGAGCAAUCCAAGAAAAGAAACAGCAAAUCCUGAAAGAGAGUGAAGCACAAAGGCAGAAGGAAAUUCAGGAGCUAGCGCUUAAAUACAAAGAUGAAGAAUUAGAAAAAAUGACAAAGAAACUAAAAGAACAACAUGAGGAACUGGCAAGAAUUAAGGCUGAGAACGAUAAUUUUUUUCUUCUUAAGCCAUUUAAAGCACUAGUCGGUCUCAUAAAAUCUAUAUUUUCAUGAUAUCCUUAACUAAAUAUCCAGCAGUUACCAUAUAACACAUGAAUUAAGAUUCUAUUGAAAAAGUUCAUACACAAGUGUCUGGUAAAGAGCACACUACUAGAAACUGUAGGUCCUUGGGGAGGCUUAAAUAUUUCCCCUAAUAAAAGCAAAAAAACUUUUGAGCAUCUUCGCAGAACAAUGUCAUAACAUUUGUUUUGACUUUCUUGAAUUAUUUUUAUUAUUUUCUUACUUUUAAACUUGAUUGAUAUUGUAUGUAGAGAGAAAUACUGUAUGUUGUUUACAUUUUGUUUGUUUAUUUAUUCUUAACACCAUUCCAGCAUCUAUAUUCAUGGUGAGAGCUGGUUAAUACAUACACAAGUUGAUCCACACAUGUUAAUCCAUACACACAUUGGGAAAGGGGCUUCUUACUUACACUGUUUAAAAAUUGCUAAAGAGUAUAUACUGUUAAGACACUCCUUUGUUUUUUACUAAAUAAUCUAAUUAAUAAGCUCUGAAUCAGGUUUGUUCACAUUCUUUUAUUUAAAAGCUUAAGUAGCUGUUUGCCUUCAUUAAAGUUUG
Molecule: messenger RNA, 2456 nt
Organism: Misgurnus anguillicaudatus (oriental weatherfish)
Lineage: Eukaryota; Metazoa; Chordata; Actinopteri; Cypriniformes; Cobitidae
Source: RefSeq, a predicted model, not a curated record